UCGAAUGUGUGGGGGCGUUUCUUCUAGGGUGGUGAUUUUUUCACUUCAUUAGGUGGUGGUGGUUGUUUCUUUUUAUCUAUUUGGUGGGAGUGGAUGGUUACUUGUGAGUGGUUGACAACAAGGGUGUAGGUGUAAACAGUGAAUUCCAGAGUGGGGUAUUUUCUUUAAAACCAUUUGUAUUCUGAAGAAUUAGACAGUCUAGAAUUUUUAUUUAAUUCUUAAAAUCAUUGGCAAUAUGUCAGUCAGGGCAAACGUGAUUGAGGAAAAUUGGGACGACGAUUGCGGCGGGCCUUCCUUUUUUGACACAGAUUUUUACGUAAGGACGGAGAAUCUACCGAUCAUCCGGAAUCCACCUCACGGUCUCACUCGUGGGGAAAGAAAGGCCUUUAGGCGUCGCGAGGGUGAACGUCACCAACGAUUGAGGAGAGAGGCUGAGGCAGAUGCAGCAGCGGAGGACGCUGAGGUGGUGGCAGCAGAGGCGGUGGCUAAGGCCGCUGUAGCCAAAGCCGAAGCGGCAGAGCGCCGCGCCGUUGAGGCUGCGGCGACACUUGCUGGUCUCCAAAUAGAGGCUAGACGGCUCCGCAUCAUUGCGGAUUCAUCAAGUGCAACAGCGAGGGGAAUAGCCGUCUCCCUCGAUGCAAAAAGACGAAAUAAAUAA
This is a messenger RNA of Aethina tumida (small hive beetle), 658 nucleotides long. RefSeq lists its product as uncharacterized. NCBI's taxonomy places the organism in Eukaryota, Metazoa, Arthropoda, Insecta, Coleoptera, Nitidulidae. The transcript is spliced from 2 exons. The coding region runs from base 236 to 658 and encodes 140 amino acids. The record is from RefSeq and is a predicted model, not a curated record.